Messenger RNA from Electrophorus electricus (electric eel), 4037 nucleotides. RefSeq lists its product as uncharacterized. NCBI's taxonomy places the organism in Eukaryota, Metazoa, Chordata, Actinopteri, Gymnotiformes, Gymnotidae. The record is from RefSeq and is a predicted model, not a curated record.
UGCGAUUAGGCCUUUGUUUUUGCACGCUUAAUGCAUCGUGCACCCAACCUUAUCCACAAAAAGCCCUGCGGCUUGCUUACGUUUGUUGCUACCGCCGGGACAGCGCAGAGCCGUGCGCACUCCCUAACGCAGACGCGUACGGCGGCGGGGGCAGAAAUGGCGUGCGGAGACCGUCGGUAGGUGCAAGGACGAGAAGAUGGACAAGGGGGAAAUUAGACUUCAGUUCGCCGUACGCUGCGCGCUUGAGCAUCGUUAGUCUUUCUACAGAAUGGGGUGCACCGACCGUCGCUCGUCCGCAGUGGAACGCUGGCUGUGGAACAACUUGUAAAGAACAACACAUCUUUGGCCAGGUAACUGACCUCCCAUGUACCGAAUGCAUUCCGUUUAUGUGUAUUGCAUUUGUAAAGAAAUUCUUUUAUGUUUAGAAUGAAUAAUAAUACAUUUGGGUGCCUGUUGCAUCCAUUGGUUGUCCAGUCGCCGAUUCAUCAGUACGGAUUUCAAGCACAUGCAGGAUUCCAUCAGUCCAGAUAGCCCCAAAUGCAAGUUGCUGCACAUUCACUCAACAAGUUACCCGUUGAUCAAAAGUCUAGAUGAAUAAUCAUUUCAGUCAUUUGCAGUUUCACAGUUUCCAUUACACAUUAUGCAGCUGACGAUAUGUAUUAGGAAACUGCGUCUGUUCCAGUGCUUAUGAGAGAGUGAGCCGCGACCGACGAGUCCUCUUGUCUUCGUGGUUUCUGCCUGAAACCAGUCCACUCCCUUCCCUCCUUCCGUCCCCCUCAGACUUCCUGUUUCUGAGGCGGCAGUGCCGGGCGGGGGAAGGGGAUUCGGCAGUCGGGGACGAAGGCAGCAGCCGUGGAGGAGGAGGAGCGAGUGAUCCGCUGGCGCCACGCCCUGCUGCGGGGUAUGGAGUACCACAGCACCGGCACCCUGCCCCUGCUGGGCAGCCCGCGAUACUGCCCCGGCGCCAACAGUGCCAGCGGCUACCUGUGCCAGACGGGCCACUGCUGUGGCGAGACAGGCUGCUGCACCUACUACUACGAGCUGUGGUGGUUCUGGCUUCUCUGGAGCGUGCUGAUCCUCUUCAGCUGCUGCUGUGCCUACCGGCACCGGCAGGCCAAGCAGAGGGUGCGGCACCAACAGAGGCAGAGGGAGAUCAACCUUAUGGCCUACCACGGAGCGUGCAGCUACCCGUCCUCCAUGCUGGACCUCAGUUUUCUUGCUUCACUCAAACUGCCGUCUUAUGAGGAAGUAGCAGCCCAGCCUAGUACCCCGCCCCCUCCAUACAGCUCGGUGGCUUACCCGCGAGGCUCCGUCCACCCCGGCCCUAGCCACGUGCUGUCCUCCCAGAGUUCCGACAACUACACCAGCUGCUCCUGUGACUCCUGCUGCCCGUCAUCUCCCUGUAGCUCCUCCCCCUCCUCCGCCCAGCUCACAGACGAGACUGACACGAGCCACGCCUCCACGCCCUCCCACAGCGAAGCAAGACACAUCAACUCUAUUUCCGGAUAUGCCCAGUCAGCUACAGCCACGGACACGCGGGGAGCUCCACCCCUGGCCCGUGAACCUGGCCCUAAACCUCCACUUCACAGGGCAGAAGCAAUGGAGGUGGAGCUAUCGGACUCUGCCACCCUUGACUGCAAUGGCAACAGGACCGUUAAAACAGUCGCCAGUCACGCCAUUAACAACAACACGAUCAGUAGUACCGACGAGACCCCUAAGUCCAAUGUGAAUGGUAGCGCAGCUCAAACUAGUAACACCAAGGGCAUCAGUAAUGCUGGUCAGAGCUGCCCUGUCACUCAAAGCCGUAAUGCAGCUCAGUCUAACAAUUCUAAUGAUAUAAUCAGCGUGGGUCAAACGUCAAGCCCUGUGCUUACCAGAGAUGAUGUGACAAAUGAGACCACAGACUUUCAGCCACCCAGCAGUACGACACAAAACGUCUGUCCUGCUCCUCCACUCACUGUCCCUCCAUCCUCUCCUCCAUCCUCCCCUCCAUCCUCCCCUCCAUCCUCUCCUCUGUCGUUCCCUGUCACCGAACCCCUUGGUGCGCUCUCAGAGCCUGGAAGCUCCAUGAGGUGGGAGGAGCCAGCCCAGGAAUGCCCCCCUGCCGCACCCCCGCAGUCUCCGCCCAGACCGGUGCUCUUUUCUCCUGGUGCCGACUUCCUGGAGCCGGACCGGCGGGACUCGGCCGUGUGCGAUCUGGACGUGGACCAGACGCACUUCCAGCAGCGCCGCCUGACCGGAGAUUCCGGCAUCGAGGUGUGCCGUUGUCGCAUUGAUCGCGAGGAGGACGAAGAUGAGGACGACGAAGAGAGGGAUCGCUUCGACGCGGGGUCGACUAUCAUCCCGAGCGAUAGUCUUCAUGACAGCGCCGAUUGCUCUGUCCGAGCACAGCUCUCGCCUCCUGCAGGGGAGGGCAUGGGGGAGUGGCCAGAGAUGUGUGGCUCCGCCCCGUCUGUGCCGCCACAGGCCGAAUCGGUUGUUAUAGCCAUGGAAACUGUUUGAUGAACAGCGUUCAAGGGCUGAGUGUAGCUUUGGAGUAAGCAGUGCUCAGAAAGCCUCUGGCUGUGUCUGUGGGGGUUUUUUGAGCCAGCGAGAGAGGAUUCCCCAGGCUCGCUGAGAUACAGAAGUAGUAAAGGCAGCAGUCAGGGUCCAGCCGGCCAAAACGUGCGGCUACGUGAGGACUAAUACCACAGAAUGGUGAUUGUGAAACUGUAACCCUAUAGCAUAGGAGGGUCUCGCUCUCUCUGUCUGUCCCGAUUGUUCUGCUCUGUCCAGACACCUGCGCUGCAUUGAGACUAGGACAAAGCUAUUCUCCAACACAUCUAACACACAGCUGAUUUUUCUGCUGACAGACAGACCGAAUGUCUGAGCCACAGACUCUUCUGGAACACGCUCACCCACACACACUUUCUGGUCUAAUUCUGAUCUAAGACGGUGGCACAAUGCCAGCUCAUCUGAUUUCCUCUGCAAACACUUCUGUAUUCUGUAGCAGCAUUUAGGUCCCUCUCCCUCCCUCUCUGUCUCUUUCAUGCUCUCUCUCUCCCCCUCUAUGUGUUUAUCUAUCCAUCUUUCAUCUCCUCUCUCUUUUCUCUGCUUGUAUCGUAGCUUCUGACCCAGAAUCAGAGAUAUGGUCUCUGUUCUGUCAAGUGGAGUGUGAAACACUUUGAUUAUGAAGCCACUCGAGCUCCUCAUAGUUUAAAUGAUGCCAUCGGUAAAGAUGCAAUAACACAAACACAGUCUAGUCAUAACUGUCACGUGUGCCUCUGGGUAAUGUAGUUUCGUACAAGGUCAGGCAGCCAUUUUGUGCUCAGUGUUAACUGGAACCUACAGUUGAAUGUUCUUCACGGGUUCAUACAAGCUCGCGCUCGCAUUCUAGAAUGCCACAGAACUCCCUGGAACACUCUAGAAAACUCUAGAACACUCUGGAACUCCAAAAUGCAUUCUCUUUAAUUUUUUUUCAGUGUUUCCAAACACCAGCUUGGCCAACCAGAUGCUGCACCUCGAACACAAAACGAAAAAAAAAGAAGAAAAUAAAACCUCAGGACAUUGUUUUUGUUUUGUUCUUGAUUUUUACUGUAACAACAUUUUGUUCUGUCUUUAUGUGGAAACACUGAAACAGCAUUGCUCAUUGGCAACAUGAAAGCAGACUCUUUGAACUGCUGUCUGCUAAACAUGAAUAUGGGAAAUAUAUAUAUACAAAUAAAUUUAAAUGUAGGUACAGAUUAUAUAAGUAUAUAUACUCUCUGUGAAAUUCUAUAUAUUUUCUAAGCAUGCCAUUUGGAGUACAUCACAGUGCUAGAAACUGGUGAAACAUGUAAUCAGAUACGGGGAUUGUGUGUAUCGACACUAGUCUUACUUUGGCAUCAAUAAUGAAUUACAAUUACAUUACUAUGGCGUUACCAUGGUGCUGCCGUGGCGUUACUAUGACAACCUUCUCUAGUCUGAGCAAUAGAGUAUGUUUGAUGUUGAUGUGAGACUGUGACCGGUGUGAAGGUGUUAAUCUAAAUGACUUCAACACUUAAAAGAGUCAACCGAAA